AUGUCCUGGUUGGUUAGGCCAUGGUUAUAUUACAAAAAUAAUAUCUUCAAAUUUUCUGCAAAUUAACAAAAAUGUGUUCGGUUCAAGUGAAUUAACUUGAGAUUAUCUUAAACUUAGUAAGAAUUAUUUGAGUUCCUGUUUCGUUGAAGCUAUAUCCUGCACUCAGGCGGCGAUGGCCAAGCUUGCAUGGAAACUUAAAACUGGCCUGACACAAGAAAACCUUUAAACCCAGGGUAGGGUAACUCAGUAUAUAAUUCCAAAAAUUAAGCCCGAGUUUAGCAAACCGUCGAAUGCAGCUGCCCAUGGACAUAAUGGGAUUGGAUUUGUAUCUAUUUAUAGCUUGGCUAAGUAUAACAAUUUUCAUACACGCAAAUAUUUAUGCAAUGCAAAUGCGGAGAUACAACAACAGCUAAAGCCCGGUGCCCACUAUGUGCUUAGCAAAAUGUCAUUCGUGACCGAUUGCGUGUGCGGUGCACUAAAUCAAAAAAAGAUUUAGAACUUAUUGACGAAAUUUUUAAUCUCUUUUCAAAUUCAUAAAAGUCGUGCAAGUGAUAUAGGCACUUUAAUGAUGAUUAUACGAUAACAGUUGAACAGAAGGCCCAGUGUAAGAUUAGCGUUGCUAAACUGGUUUUUGUAUAAUUGCACCUUCUUUAAAUAAAGUUUAUUAUUAUUAUUAUUAUUAUUAUUAUUGUUAUAGCGUUCAAAACUCUAAUUCAUCAGACGACGCUCAACUUCAUGAUGAAACUGUUGAUGUGGAACAAACAGACAUGGAAAACGGACGUAUCACUGAUCAUAGAAUUGCUUCAGCAGAACAAUUAUUAAUCUUGGGACGUUCUUGCCAAACGGAAGGCCGAAAGGAGGAGGCCAUCAAAAGCUACGAACAAGCAGUUCAAAUUGCGGAUGAAGUAGAUCACAAUGACAUCAAAGCAAAAGCUUAUCAACACUUGGGAAACGUAUUUACUGGAACGUCCGAGUAUAAGAAAGCAAUCGAAUAUUACCAGAAAGCACGUAAAAUAUCUCCACGGCUCAAAGGAGAUGAGAUGGAAGUACUAGCAUAUUAAUGGUUAGAUUACAACCACCUGCAAGCUGGUCAGUAUAAAGAAUCCAAAUAGAGUAUUACAAAGAAGUGGUAAAACUUGCCUCACACCUUGGAGACAAAAAGAGGUCGCUUACACUUAACGCUUAUCUAGGAUUAGGAAAUGCAUUUAGUUAUAUUGAUGACUUUGAGUUCUCGCGAAAGUAUUUCUUGAAAGCUCUCACAGUAGCGGAAGAAAUGAAUGACAAAACUCUCGAAAAGGAAGCAUAUACAAACUUAGGACAUGUAUACUACCAGAGUUGUAAGUUUGAUGCUGCUGUCGAAUCGUAUCUCAAAGUUCAAGAAAUUUCUCGUGAUCUUGGUGAGAGAAAAGAAGAAGCCAACGCCUGCCUCAUGCUCGGUGACAUCUUACAAGAAUUAAAACAACACGAGAAAGCCAUUGAAUCUUACCAAAGGACUUUAAAUAUCAGUGAAGAAUCAGAGGAUAAAGAAAUGCAAGUAGUCGCAAUUCAGAGAUUAGGAACAUUAUAUUUAACUUUGGCAUCAGUUUGUAAAGAUAAUGAUUACAAUAAGGCGAUAAAAUGGUACAAAAAGGCGUUAGAUAAUUCUGGAAAGGAGCCCAUUGAUCGCCUCCUGCAUGAGAAAGCUCUAACUGGUUUAGGAGUUGCCUGGCUUACUCUUGGAAAUAGUGAAAAAGCGAUUGAGCAAAUUCACAAAGUUCAACAGUUUUCUAAAAUGGAUGCCGACAUGGGUAAUCAUUAUAAUCGUUUUCAGUUAAAACACAAAACGUUACUUUGUUUUUGGUGAUAUAUUUUUCGAUAUUUUAAAUAAGAUGAGGUCAGCAUUUUCGAAUUUGAGAUAGAUUUUAAUAUGAGUUGAAGCUGGACUUAGUUUUCGACCACAUAUUGCAUAUAGCUUCACUAAUUUUGCAGUAAUAGCUAGUUCAAGUUCGAGACAAAAACGUUUACCAGGAUUUCCAAGUCCGAGUGCAUUUUGAAAAAGCGAGACGACGGACCAUUAGAAAAGUGAUUGGGGGGGGGGGGAUUUUCUAUAAAAGAGGCAAUAUUUUUAGUUUUUGUACCCCUAUAGGAGAAAUGUAUUUUUAGUGAAAUUUAUAGGCCUAUCUUCCAAGCUCGGAAUUUUUUUUUUGCACUAUGCCUGGGAAGAUUUUUUUCCCUAAUAUUUUUCUGGGGAUAAAUUUUUUUUUGGUUUUGCCCCACCCCCCAUCACUUUUCUAAUGGUCCGUCCCUUAUUAAGACACGUGGACUUGGAAACCCUGAUAAUACGAUACGAUAUGAUACGAUACCAUACCAUACAUUUCUCCAGAUAAUUAACAACUAUUCACCGAAGUGGAGGUGAAUAGUGCAAGAAUAUUCACCGAAACACGAAGGGUCGAGAUGAAACUUAAUAAAAAAAUAAUUGGUAAAUUUUUCCAACACGAAGAGUGUUCGUAACAAUCUGAUAAAACACUCCUGCUCGUGUUUUAAAUAGUACAACUUGUAUUUGAAUCAUUACUUCGAAAUUGAAGCUACAAUACAAUAUGUAGCAGAAAAAUAAGUCCAAAUCCUACUCGUCUUUAAGUCAUGUAUUUGAACUCACUUUUCAAACAUUGCAAAUUACAUAGUUUUAAUUAAAGUACUAAAACUUUGAAAUGAUCUUAAUUCUGAUUUCAAAGCACUGUAGUAUUUUAGAAUAAAAUUUCUAAUAAAAGUGUCCUGUAGGACGUCUUUCUCUAGUUACGCAUAUACACUAUAAUAAUUAAAUAUUAAUUUAUUUAAUUUUGUUUGGGGUCAUGAAUUAUGACUUUGACAACAUUUCUUCCAUUACACAGAUUCUCUCAACGUUGAACCUACACACGAGCACAUAACUUCUACAGUGCAGAAACCAUCGUCCUUACCAAUACCAGGUAAAAUUGAUUAUUGCAUUCUGUUUUACCUUCAUGGUUGCUUUAUUUUCAUUUUUGUACUUAAAGUAUGAUUGCACAACUGUGACAGUAAGAAGAUACGUUGAAGUAUUUCAUUAGAAUCAGUGCAACGUUUCAUAUUUUUAUUGAUAAUGGGUGCACCUUAUAUAAUAGGUGCUCUUUUAAUUAUUCCAAAUAUGCCAUUUUCAGAUAUUUCAAUAGGUGCAAGCAUGAUUUCCACUUGGAAUUAUGCUGAGGAAUAAAACCUCCUUCGUUGCGAUUUCAGUUUUAAAAUGUUAGUUUUACCUUUUAUACACAGACUCCUAUGGGGUGGACAUUCAAGGAAAUCCUCUAAGCAAAAAGCAUACAUCGUCGUCGCAAGUAUAGGAGUUGAAAUUCUUGAAGGCUUCAUAUAUAAUUUUACGAUUAAGUGCAACAAAACAGUCCCUUUUGUCUGUUUAAUAAAUUUAGUUUUUCUAGUUAUUCAUAAUAAGAGAAUGUUUUCGUGGGCUAUGAUUACAAUGAACAUGGGCUAUCACGACAAUUAAACGUUCCAAUGGUUAUUAGGCUAUCAUUGCCGGCUAUGAUUACAAUAAGUUGCACUAUGUUAGAUAGUUCUAUCUCAUUCGAAUAAUUUUAUAUCAACUGAUUCAGGUGUUAAGGAAGAAAACGCUCUCCUGCUUCAAGAGACAGAGCCAGUUAUAG
Messenger RNA from Paramuricea clavata, 3644 nucleotides. NCBI's taxonomy places the organism in Eukaryota, Metazoa, Cnidaria, Anthozoa, Malacalcyonacea, Plexauridae. The record is from the annotation of a GenBank genome assembly.